AUGGCUCAUAGAUUAAUAGUUCAAGUUAUAUUUACAGGUGCUCAAGUGUUUGGUAGAGCAUUCACUGAGGCUUAUCGUCAAGCUGCUACACAAACAGCCAAACAAUCAUCAAGUUCGACUGCAAAAGCUGCUCGUGAUUUUGGUAUAACAUUAGAUGAAUCAUCAAAAAUUUUAGAUGUUGAUUUAAAAAAUGUUACAUUAGAUAAAAUUGAUGAAAAAUAUAAUUAUUUAUUUGAUGUUAAUGGUAAAGAGAAGGCAAAUUCAUUUUAUUUACAAUCAAAAGUUUAUUGGGCUGCUGAACGUCUAAAGGGUGAAUUAAAAGCUAAAGAAGAAGCGAAAAAUGCAAAGAGUGAGACGAAGGAAGAAGGAACGCAAGAUCAACCAAAAGCGUGA
This is a messenger RNA of Hansenula ciferrii, 393 nucleotides long. RefSeq names its product import motor complex subunit PAM16 (gene PAM16). Lineage: Eukaryota; Fungi; Ascomycota; Saccharomycetes; Phaffomycetales; Wickerhamomycetaceae. The transcript is spliced from 2 exons. The record is from RefSeq and is a predicted model, not a curated record. Gene Ontology annotation, cellular component: TIM23 mitochondrial import inner membrane translocase complex. Gene Ontology annotation, biological process: protein import into mitochondrial matrix. Bases 1 to 393 code for a protein of 130 amino acids.